CUUAUUGACGUUCAAUGACGACGACGGUCGUCAAGUGUUUUGGCACUCUUCGGCUCAUAUGUUGGGCGAAGCGGUUGAGCGCCUGUAUGGCUGUCAUCUGUGUUACGGUCCUCCCAUCGACACCGGUUACUAUUACGACGCCUUCAUGUGCGGAUCAGCCCAGGGAUCAGAACCAAACGAAUUGAAUUCUGUAUCCACUUCUCACUUCUCUACCAUCGAGUCGUUGAUGAAAAACAUCAGUAAUGAGAAGCAGGCCUUCGAGAGACUGGAGCUCACGAAAGACGAGUUGAUUGAAAUGUUUUCUUACAAUCAGUUCAAAGUGAGAAUUUUGAGGGACAAGAUCAAGGAGGAGAGAACCACUGUCUACCGGUGCGGUACUCUCAUUGAUCUCUGUCGCGGACCACAUGUCAGACACACCGGAAACGUAAAGGCAUUCAAAGUGACCAAAUCGUCGUCAUCGUAUUGGGAGGGAAAGGCAGACGCGGAAUCUCUUCAACGAAUUUAUGGCAUUUCAUUCCCGGAUUCUAAACAACUGAAGGAAUGGCAGCGAAUCCAAGAGGAGGCGGCCAAACGUGAUCACCGGAAGUUGGGUCGAGAA
Messenger RNA from Oppiella nova, 598 nucleotides. The record is from the annotation of a GenBank genome assembly. NCBI's taxonomy places the organism in Eukaryota, Metazoa, Arthropoda, Arachnida, Sarcoptiformes, Oppiidae.